Lathyrus sativus (Indian pea) is the source of this 813-nucleotide messenger RNA. NCBI's taxonomy places the organism in Eukaryota, Viridiplantae, Streptophyta, Magnoliopsida, Fabales, Fabaceae. The record is from the annotation of a GenBank genome assembly.
AUGUACAAACGUAGAUUCAACACUAAACCAUUGUAUGUUAGUGACCCUGAUGAGCCUGAGCCUGAGCCCGAGACCGAGCCUGCUUCUCCUUCUUGUGAAGCCGCCAAAAUUGAAGAACCGUUGCCUAAGAAAAGGAGGGAGAUGAAGAAGAGGGUGGUGACUAUACCGAUUGCUGACGUGGAAGUAUCUAAGAACAAAGGAGAGACGUAUCCACCGUCGGAUUCAUGGGCUUGGAGAAAGUACGGUCAAAAACCCAUCAAAGGCUCCCCUUAUCCCAGGGGCUAUUACCGAUGUAGCAGUUCAAAAGGGUGUCCCGCUAGGAAACAAGUUGAGAGAAGCCGCGUGGACCCCACAAAGCUUCUCGUAACCUACGCCCACGACCACAACCACUCUCUCCCUCUUCCCAAAUCUCAUUCAUCUUCUUCCACCGCUGUAACCGUCACCGUCGAAUCUCCAUCUCCAUCUCCCGGCGACUCUUCCGGCGAAUUUAACAUUGCAUCUCCCGCCGCUACUCCACAGCCAGAGAACCUAACCGUUUUCUCCACUCAUCCUGAGUUCGACCUCUCCGGUGACUCAACGGUUUUGCUCAGCCACCACCAACACCACCACGCCGUCUUUGGCUGGUUCGACGACGUUGCAUCUACCGGAGUUUUUGUAAGCCCGAUCUGCGGAGGAAUGGAGGAUAUAACGUUGACGAUGAGAGAAGAGGAUGAAUCGCUGUUUGCUGAUCUCGGAGAGUUGCCGGAGUGUUCAACGGUUUUCAGGAAGAGGAAUAUUCCGAGCGCAAUUCAGUGUAGUGGCAUCACAGGAUAA